AUGUGCCAUGAGCUCGCUGGUUUUCUUACAUCUAUCACAUUCGUUUAUGAAGCUUUGCCGUUCGCUUUUCCAUCACCCCACCAAACUACUGACAACCCCGCCAAAGCACCAGUCAGACUCAUCGCCCCAAAAAAGUUGACUCUGCACCCAUCCACUUCUAGAUAUACAUACACACUUAUCAUGGAGGCCCAAAUCGAAGAGUGGAAACACCGCGCUGAAGCGCUCAAGCCUCUCAACCUCAAGCAAAUUGAGCCCUCACUUGCCGAGCUCGACGCCCACCUCACCCUGCGAUCUCACAUCGUGGGCUAUACUAUCUCUGAUGCCGACACCACAGUAUGGCAGACAAUCCGUGCGAACCGGGUCGCUCACGCUUACAUCAAGCAAAACUUGAUGCCCAAUGUGUGCCGCUGGUUCAGGUAUAUCGAAGAGGCCUACCCGCAGCAAGCUGCGCUUCCCGAGCGUCCAAAAGAAAAGGCUAAGGAUGGAGAGAAGCAAAAGGACGACGGUGCCAACUAUGAUAUUGGUCUCCAGGAUGUUGGUGAUGGAACUGGCAUUGUCACUAGGUUCCCACCUGAGCCCUCAGGAUAUUUGCACAUUGGCCACGCCAAAGCUGCCCUCCUAAACGACUACUUUGCGCAUGAGAAGUACAAGGGCACCCUCAUCCUUCGUUUCGACGACACCAACCCAAUCAAGGAGAAACAGGAGUUCCAAGAUUCCAUCAUCGAGGAUCUUGCUUUGAUGGGCAUCAAGGCCGACAAGGUUUCCUACACCAGUGACUACUUCCAGGAACUGUACGAGUUCUGUGUACGCAUGAUCAAAGAAGGCACCGCAUAUGCGGAUGACACAAUCCAGGAGAAGAUGCGCGAUGAACGUAUGAACGGUGUUGCAAGCGCACGCCGUGAUUCCUCGGUGGAGGACAACCUUGCCCGCUUUGAAGAAAUGAAGAAAGGCAGUCCAGAGGGUCUCAAAUGGUGCAUCCGCGCCAAAAUGUCUGUCGACAACCCCAACAAGGCCAUGCGCGAUCCCGUCAUCUACCGCUGUAGCCCUGAGGUGCACCACCGCACUGGUGACACAUGGAAGAUCUACCCUACAUAUGAUCUUUGCUGCCCCAUCGUCGACUCCAUCGAAGGCGUCACUCACGCACUCCGUACAACCGAAUACAAUGAUCGCGAUGCCCAAUACCAGUGGUUCAUCAAGACCCUCAAGCUCCGCGGUGUCUAUAACUGGAACUUCGCUCGCUUGAACUUCGUCCGCACACUGCUCUCUAAACGCAAACUUACCAAAAUCGUCGACUCAGGUCUCGUCACUGGCUGGGACGAUGCACGCAUGCCCACAAUCCGCGGAAUCCGACGUCGUGGCGUAACUAUACCCGCCCUCCGCGAGUUCAUUCUCAAACAGGGUCCUUCCAAAAACAUUGUCAUGCAAGACUGGUUCGCGUUCUGGGCCACUAACAAGAAGCAUAUCGACCCCAUUGCCUCGCGCUACACCGCCGUCGCCUCCGCCGGCAAAGUCACCGCCACCAUUACGGGUGCCCGCGAAGGUGUCAUCACCGAAGAGAAAGACAAACACGCAAAAUACACCAACCUCGGUAAGAAGAAGGUCGUCUACAGCAAAUCCAUCAUCCUCGAGCAAGAAGACGCCGCAUCCUUUGCUCAAGACGAAGAAAUCACCCUCAUGAACUGGGGCAAUGCAAUCGUACGCAACAUCUCCCACUCCAUCAACCCCCUCGCCCAACCCUCUGGCCUCAAAACCGUCACAAACCUCGAACUUGAACUCCACCUCCAAGGUGACGUCAAAAAGACGAGCAAGAAAGUCCACUGGCUUUCCACCGACCAGGAACUCGUUCCCGUUGAGCUCGUCGAUUACGAUUACCUUAUCACCAAGGAUAAAUUGGAGGAAGAGGACUCUUUGGAUGAUUUCUUGAAUAAGACUACCGAGACGAGGGUGCAGGCGCUUGCAGACUGUAAUGUUGCUGAGUUGAAGGUGGAUGACAUCUUCCAGUUUGAUCGCAAGGCGUUUUAUAGAGUUGAUAAGGCAUUCAAGCAUGGGGAACCUGCUGUUGCGUUCCAGAUUCCAAGGGGUAAAUAG
Periconia digitata is the source of this 2088-nucleotide messenger RNA. The record is from the annotation of a GenBank genome assembly. NCBI's taxonomy places the organism in Eukaryota, Fungi, Ascomycota, Dothideomycetes, Pleosporales, Periconiaceae.